Musca vetustissima is the source of this 927-nucleotide messenger RNA. RefSeq names its product protein-L-histidine N-pros-methyltransferase. Gene Ontology annotation, molecular function: protein-L-histidine N-pros-methyltransferase activity. Lineage: Eukaryota; Metazoa; Arthropoda; Insecta; Diptera; Muscidae. The record is from RefSeq and is a predicted model, not a curated record. The transcript has 3 exons. The coding region runs from base 1 to 915 and encodes 304 amino acids.
AUGAAUAAUCCUCGAACAUAUAUUGCCAGGGCAAUAUAUGCCAAAUUCCAUAACGAUUAUUACUUAGAUAAAUAUGAUACUAAAUUGUGGUACACUGUCAAUGCUGAUGACCAAUUUGCCUAUCGUAGUUCAUAUGUUCCGUUCGAAGAACCGGAUGCUGUGACCAUGGAAUGGCUGGAGCAGGCAAAAAAUAAAAAUAAUGUUUGGCUUCACAUAUGGCAUGUACUGGCAAGGCAGUUUCUACAGUUUUUUAUGACACAAACCGAUAUUAAUGGUUUCCUAAAGAGAGGAUCAAUGUUUAUAUUAUCCGAGAAUCAAUUUGCCGUGCUAUUAAAGGAGGGAGGAUUUGAUAGUCGAAGAUAUGAUAUGGUACGCUUUGUUGACAUCGGUGCCGGUGAUGGACAAAUCUCUAUGGUAUUACUAAAAGCUUUACGAAUCUCAAAUCCAGAUGUUGUCAUCGAUGCCUAUGCCACUGAGGCCAGUUGGACAAUGCGUGAACGACUUAAAAAAAUGGAUUUUAAAGUAUUGGAAAAUCUCGACGAAGUCGGCAAUGUACAAUUUGUAUCCUGCCUGAAUGUUCUCGAUCGUUGUAUCGAUCCCAUACAACUACUCGAAGAUAUACACAAAAUUCUGGCACCCAAUGGUCGGUGUAUUAUAGCUUUAGUUCUACCCUAUAUGCAUUAUGUUGAAUCGAAUUCCUCGCAUAUGCCAAUACGUCCGCUAAUGCAACAUUGGCCAGCAAAGGCUAAACAGUAUUCCUUUGAAUCGGAGGCUGCUAUAUUUUUCCGAGUAUUAGAGAAUUUGGGUUUUCAAAUUGAAUCGUGGACUAAGGCGCCAUAUUUAUGUGAGGGAGAUUUAAGACAAUCAUAUUAUUGGCUAAUAGACUUGGUUGUUGUGGUUUCAAAACGAUCCUAGCUACAUUUUUAA